Aspergillus welwitschiae is the source of this 2288-nucleotide messenger RNA. Its product is annotated as glycosyltransferase family 20 protein. The coding region runs from base 637 to 2079 and encodes 480 amino acids. The record is from RefSeq and is a predicted model, not a curated record. The transcript is spliced from 5 exons. Gene Ontology annotation, molecular function: alpha,alpha-trehalose-phosphate synthase (UDP-forming) activity. Gene Ontology annotation, biological process: cellular response to heat; trehalose biosynthetic process. Gene Ontology annotation, cellular component: alpha,alpha-trehalose-phosphate synthase complex (UDP-forming); cytosol. Lineage: Eukaryota; Fungi; Ascomycota; Eurotiomycetes; Eurotiales; Aspergillaceae.
UUGUGGUUCCCGUGGGAUCCGCAGUCUCUCCACCGGCACUAAGAUAGCGUUUUGGCGAUGGUUCUCGACAAUUCGACCGGGCGUUGGGUCGCUGUGUCGCGCACGCGCGCCUUGUUUCCGCCAGACAAUGGGAAUGGACACCGAAGCACAUGGAACACCGGGUUGGUCAAUGAUGAUUCCGGCACUCCAGACAGGGAACGGGUGAUUGAGGGAUGGAGACGGGAAGAGAGAGAGAAAGCAGGAGAAAAAGAAAAGUGGGAAGUGGAUAGUGAAGUCACAGAGAGGAAAUGGUGAGGGGCAACACGAACACUUUCGUUUUAGUCUCAUUUGAUGGGAAGCGGAAAGCUUGAAAGAUAAACCAAAAAUACCAUCACCAACUUUCAUCUUCAAUUCCUCACAUCUUUACCCCCUCCCCCUUCGACUUUCCACUUUCACCACCACUACACACCAUUACACUACUAACUAUUCACCUCCCUUUCCCUUCCAGCCCCCCAGCUACUCUCAUUAUAUUACCUCGCGGCCUCCUAUCAUUCCCCCUCAAUUGACUCAUCUCAUCCUCGAUCCAUCUUCAAAGCGGGGCACACUCCUUUCGCUCUGCUCUCCAUUGCAUUAUCUCUUCCCCCCCCUCCUUUUCCAAUGGCUGCCAACGGCUCUUCUUCGGAAGGCGAUCACCGCCUGUUGAUCGUUUCCAAUCGUCUGCCCAUCACCAUUCGUCGCUCCGGGGGUGGGAAAUAUGAGUUUUCCAUGUCCUCUGGUGGCCUGGUGACUGGUUUGAGCGGACUAUCAAAGACCACAACCUUCCAGUGGUAUGGCUGGCCAGGACUGGAAGUGCCCGAGGAUGAGAUCGACUCCGUGAAACAGCGUUUGCAGGAAGAGUUCAACGCCACCCCGGUGUUCAUGGACGACAAACUGGCAGAUCGCCACUACAAUGGCUUCUCAAACUCAAUCUUGUGGCCUCUUCUGCAUUAUCAUCCCGGUGAAAUUGUUUUUGACGAAGCUGCCUGGGAUGCGUAUCGUGAGGCGAACCGUCUGUUCGCAAAGACUAUCGCCCAUGAGGCCCGGGAAGGAGACCUUGUCUGGGUCCACGACUAUCACCUCAUGCUUCUUCCGGAAGUUCUCCGCGAAGAACUCGCAGCCUUGGGCAAGAACAAUAUCCGCAUUGGAUUUUUCUUGCAUACUCCAUUCCCGAGCAGUGAGAUCUAUAGAAUCCUUCCUGUGCGGAGUCAGUUGCUGCGCGGCGUGUUGCAGUGUGACUUGAUCGGAUUCCAUACCUAUGACUAUGCGCGUCACUUCCUGAGCUGUUGCUCUCAUAUCCUUGGAUUGGUCACAACCCCAAGCAGUGUCAAAUUCAAAGACAGGUCUGUCGCCGUGGGAGCUUUCCCCAUCGGCAUUGAUCCCGACAAGUUCACCGAGGGCCUAAAGAGCCCCAAGGUGCAGAACCGCAUCGCAAGUCUCGAGAACAAGUUCCAAGGAACCAAGUUGAUGGUCAGCGUUGAUCGCCUGGACUACAUCAAGGGUAUUCCCCAGAAGCUGCAUGCCUUGGAGGUCUUCCUCUCCCAGCAUCCUGAAUGGGUGGGCAAAGUCGUGCUGGUACAGGUAGCUGUCCCGAGUCGUCAGGAUGUUGAAGAGUAUCAAAACCUGAGGGCCGUGGUGAACGAGCUGGUGGGCAGAAUCAACGGAAAGUUCGGAACGGUCGACUACAUGCCCAUCCACUUCAUGCACAAAUCGGUGAGCUUUGAUGAGCUCAUCGCGCUGUAUGCCGCCUCCGACGCGUGUGUCGUGUCGUCGACUCGCGACGGGAUGAACCUAGUGUCGUUCGAAUACGUUGCAACACAGCAGAAACGCAAGGGGGUGCUAAUUCUGUCGGAGUUUGCUGGAGCCGCGCAAAGCCUUAACGGCAGCAUUGUAGUCAACCCGUGGAACACGGAAGAACUUGCCAGCGCAUACCACGAGGCCGUGUCGAUGAGUGACGAUCUGCGGGCCCAAAAAUUCGAAAAGCUCUACAAAUACAUCUCCAAGUACACCAGUGCUUUCUGGGGCAAGUCAUUUGUUGCCGAACUAUCCAAGUGUUCAACCUGAUUAUGUUAUGACUGCAGCUUUUUCCUUGUUCUUUUCACCUCCUUCCUUCAUUCACUCAUUCAGCAUUUACUGUUCAUAUUCUCUUUGGCGAACACAAGCACGGCGAACAUAGUUUCUGGGCAUAGCGAUCUUCUAAUCCAUAGAUUAAGUAUCAAUUCGGCAAGCGACAGAGCAUAAUAAAGAUACCGCUUAAUGCAAGGCAAGACACC